Messenger RNA from Entelurus aequoreus (snake pipefish), 5314 nucleotides. It is a transcript of the gene shox, whose product is annotated as shox homeobox. Gene Ontology annotation, cellular component: nucleus. NCBI's taxonomy places the organism in Eukaryota, Metazoa, Chordata, Actinopteri, Syngnathiformes, Syngnathidae. Gene Ontology annotation, molecular function: sequence-specific double-stranded DNA binding; DNA-binding transcription factor activity, RNA polymerase II-specific. Gene Ontology annotation, biological process: regulation of transcription by RNA polymerase II. The record is from RefSeq and is a predicted model, not a curated record.
GUAUUAAUAUAAAGUAAGUGAAAGCGGAGGAGAAGGAGAAGAAGAGGAGGCCGCCAUGGAAGAGUUGACGGCGUUCGUGUCCAAGUCGUUCGAGUCGAAGAGCGGCGCGGCGAGCAGCAAGGAGGCCGUCACUUACCGGGAAGUUCUGGAGAGCGGCUUGGCGCGGGCACGCGAGCUGCACAGCCCCGAGCAGGGCGUGCACGACUUCGCCGAGGGCGCGCACUGCCCGCUGCACGUGUUCAAGGAGCACGUGCACGAGCUGGACAAGGACAAGCUCAAGGACUUUAGCGUCACGAGACCCACGGAAGGCAUCUACGAGUGCAGCAAGGACAAGAAGGAGGAGGUGAAGUCCGAGGACGAGGACGCUCAAAGCAAGCUGAAGCAGCGUCGAAGUCGCACCAACUUCACGCUGGAACAACUCAACGAGCUGGAGAGACUCUUCGACGAGACCCACUACCCUGACGCCUUCAUGCGGGAGGAGCUCAGCCAGCGCCUUGGUCUCUCGGAGGCCCGCGUCCAGGUGUGGUUUCAAAACAGAAGAGCAAAAUGUCGGAAACAAGAAAACCAGAUGCACAAAGGGGUCAUCCUGGGCAGCGGCAGCCACCUGGACGCCUGCAGGGUGGCGCCCUACGUCAACAUGGGGGCCCUCCGCAUGCCCUUCCAGCAGGUCCAAGCGCAGCUCCAGCUGGACGGCGUCGCCCACUCCCACCCGCACCUGCACCCGCACCUGGCCGCCCACGCCCCCUACCUGAUGUUCCCGCCCCCUCCCUUCGGACUACCAAUCGCCUCGCUGGCCGACUCGGCCUCGGCGGCGGCGGCGGUGGCGGCGGCGGCCAAGAGCAACAGCAAGAACUCCAGCAUCGCCGACCUGCGACUCAAGGCAGGACUUCUGCGGGGCCAGUGGCUCAGUCCACUCCAGGCACAGAUCACACAGACCCGGGGACCGUACAAACACAUGUGGAUGUCCGUCUGAGGGCCCGCCACGGGGGUUAGGGGGGACGGGAGGAGGGGAGGAGGGGGGGGGGGACACGCCUUUGACGCCCACCCCUCGUUGCCUCACUGUUGGCUGUAACAAACUUCAAGAAGCGGCCAUGUUUGUUUGCAAGCGUGCACGGAGGCCCUCCAGCUCGUCUCCUCCCGAGGACUUUGGCGGGACGGAAGCGACAACCUCCAUGACGACCCCCCCCCCCGUCACACCACCCCCCACACCCCCUUCUCAGACCUUCUCCCUUUUCCGUUGGCUAAAGAAGUGAAGACAGCCUUUGCACUUCAGGGUGUUUACAAGAAGCAAGAUGCUACUUUAUUAGUACAUUUUUUUUUUUUUUUUUUUAAAAAGGUACUAAUAAUAAAGCGGAGGGACAUUUGAUAUCAGCCAAAAAAAGAAGAAGAAGAAAAAAAAAGGAUAAAGGGUAUAACCGAUUUUGUUUCAGUAUUUGGGAAAAGAACCAUGAAGACGUCAGUCCAACUGAAAUGCAAAGUGUGCAGUUUAAGUGCAAUACUGUAAAUAGUCAGGCAAAAAAAGAAGAGAAGUUAACUUCAUUUUGUUCCGCUUUUCUUUGACGCCGUGUAUAUUUUGUUGGAUUCCGGACAAACAAACAGGGUGCCGUGUUUCAGGGGUGUCCAAAGUGUGACGUGUUUGCUAUGGGCAGAUCUUCUGAAGAUGCACUGAGUUCAUAUUACUAGCUUGCACUAAUUUGCUACGUCACUUAGAACAUGCCAUGUUUUGUUCCCGUAGCUUAGAGAGCUGCCGUCCACUGCGGUGGACGUCUGGGUUUUGCAUAACAGGGUUAUUUUUCCCGCCAAAUGUGCAACUCUGACAAAAUAAAUAAGCCAGAAACAAAUGUCCACUGCAGUAGACGUCUAGGUUUUGCACAACAGGGCUUUUUUCCCCAAAAUGUGCAACUCUGACAAAAGAAAUAAGCCGGAAACAAAUGUCCACUACAGUGGACGUCUGGGUUUUGCAUACUAGGGUAAUUUUUCCCGCCAAAUGUGCAACUCUGAUUAAAAAAAAUAGGCCGGAAACAAAUGUCCACUGCAGUGGACGUCUAGGUUUUGCAUAAUAGGGUAAUUUUUCCCGCCAAAUGUGCAACUCUGAUUAAAAAAAAUAGGCCGGAAACAAAUGUCCACUGCAGUGGACGUCUGGGUUUUGCAUAACAGGGCUUUUUUCCCCAAAAUGUGCAACUCUGACAAAAGAAAUAAGCCGGAAACAAAUGUCCACUACAGUGGACGUCUGGGUUUUGCAUACUAGGGUAAUUUUUCCCGCCAAAUGUGCAACUCUGACAAAAGAAAUAGGCCGGAAACAAAAGUCCACUGCAGUGGACGUCUAGGUUUUGCAUAACAGGGCUUUUUUCCCCCAAAAUGUGCAACUCUGACAAAAUAAAUAAGCCGGAAACAAAUGUCCACUGCAGUGGACGUCUAGGUUUUGCAUAACAAGGCUUUUUUCCCCCAAAAUGUGCAACUCUGACAAAAUAAAUAAGCCGGAAACAAAUGUCCACUGCAGUGGACGUCUGGGUUUUGCAUAAAAGGCCAAAUUUUUUCCCCCGAAAUGUGAAGGUUUGUCAAAAGAAAUAGACCAAAAACAAAUGUCCACUGCAAUGGACAUUUAUAGACAUGAAUAACAGUGUUAGUUUUCUCCCAAAACAGACCAAAACAAAUGUCCACUGCAAUGGACAUUUAUAGACAUGAAUAACAGGGUUAAUUUUCUCCCAAAAUAGACCAAAAUCAAAUGUCCACUGUAGUGGACAUUUGUGUUUUGCAUAGCAAGACUAUUUUCCCCCUUGAAUUCCAAAACACUGUUAAAAGAAAUAGACCCAAAACAAAUGUCCACUACAACGGACAUUUAUAGACAUGAAUAAGAGGGCUAUUUACCCCCCAAAUGUGUAACGUUGACAAAAGACACCAAAACAAAUGUCCACUGCAAUGGACAUUUAUAGACAUGAAUAACAGGGUUAGUUUUCUCCCAAAAUAGACCAAAAUCAAAUGUCCACUGCAGUGGACGUUCGUGUUUUGCAUAGCAAGACUAUUUCACCCCAGAAUUCUAAAACUCUGUUAGAAAGAAACCCCAAAACAAAUGUCCACUGCAAUGGACAUUUCUAGACAUAAAUAACAGGGCUACUUACCCCCCAAAACAGACCAAAACAAAUGUCCACUGCAGUGGACGUUUGUGUUUUGCAUAGCAAGACCACCCCCCCCCCCUGAAUUCUAAAACACUGUUAAAAGAAAUAGACCCAAAACAAAUGUCCACUGCAAUGGACAUUUAUAACAGGGUAAGUUGUCCGCCCAAAAUGUGUAAUUUAGACAAAACAGACCAAAAACAAAUGUCCACUGCAGUGGUCUUUUGGAUUUUGCACAACAAGGCUAUUUUUUCCCCCCUAAAUAUAAAACGCUGAAAAAAAAUAUAUAUACAAAUGUCCACUGCAAUGGACAUUUGUGGACAUGAAUAACGGGGUUAGUUUUCUCCCAAACUGUGUACGUUUGACAAAAUAGACCAAAACAAAUGUCCACUGCAAUGGACAUUUAUAGACAUGAAUAAGAGGGCUAUUUACCCCCCAAAAUGUGUAACUUUGACAAAAUACACCAAAACAAAUGUCUACUGCAGUGGACGUUUGUGUUUUCAUAGCAAGACCCCCCCUCCUGAAUUCUAAAACACUGUAAAAAGAAAUAGACCCAAAACAAAUGUCCACUACAAUGGACAUUUAUAACAGGGUUAGUUGUCCCCCCAAAAUGUGUAACUUUGACAAAACAGACCAAAAACAAAUGUCCACUGCAGUGGACUUUUGGAUUAUGCACAACAAGGCUAUUUUUCCCCCCGAAAUGCAAAACGCUGACAAAAAAAAAUAGACAAAUGUCCACUGCAAUGGACAUUUGUGGACAUGAAUAACGGGGUUAGUUUUCUCCCAAACUGUGUACGUUUGACAAAAUAGACCAAAACAAAUGUCCACUGCAAUGGACAUUUAUAGACAUGAAUAAGAGGGCUAUUUACCCCCCAAAAUGUGUAACUUUGACAAAAUACACCAAAACAAAUGUCCACUACAACGGACAUUUAUAGACAUGAAUAAGAGGGCUACUUACCCCCCCCCCCCAAAAUGUGUCAUUUUGACAAAAUACACCAAAACAAAUGUCUACUGCAGUGGACGUUUGUGUUUUGCAUAGCAAGACCACCCCCCCCCCCCCUCCUGAAUUCUAAAACACUGUUAAAAGAAAUAGACCCAAAACAAAUGUCCACUACAAUGGACAUUUAUAGACAUAAAUAAGAGGGCUAUUUACCCCCCAAAAUGUGUAACUUUGACAAAAGACAACAAAACAAAUGUCCACUGCAGUGGACGUUUGUGUUUUCAUAGCAAGACACCCCCCCCCCCCCCUUAAUUCUAAAACACUGUUAAUAGAAGUAGACCCAAAACAAAUGUCCACUACAAUGGACAUUUAUAGACAUGAACAAGAGGGCUAUUUGGACAGUAUAGCUCGGUUGGUAGAGCGGCCGUGCCAGCAACUUGAGGGUCCCAGGUUCGAUCCCCGCUUCUGCCAUCCUAGUCACUGCCGUUGUGUCCUUGGGCAAGACACUUUACCCACCUGCUCCCAGUGCCACCCACACUGCUUUAAAUGGAACUAUGUAAAGCGCUUUGAGUCACUUGAGAAAAAGCGCUAUAUAAAUAUAAUUCACUUCACUAUUUACCCCCCAAAAUGUGUAAGUUUGGCAAAAUAGAGCAAACAAUAAAUGUCCACUGCAGUGGACGCUAGCUCCCAUGUCAUACUUCAGUGGGACACCCCUGUUGUACAGGAAGUAUUGCAGCUUUCUGAAGAGAAUAUUCAAAGAGUCGUUCAUCCCAACUAAGCCAGCGAUUAGCUUUACCUGCAUGUUGUGUGUGACACUCAUCUCUCUUUUCUCACCCCCAUCAUCCACACCUUUGUUUUACCCCCAAACUGCUGUGUUGUUGUCCUCGUCCCUCUGGGAGGCCCACAAGCUCCGCCCACUUCCUGUUACUCACCCUCAUUAUUACCGUGUCUCCAUUUUUAAAUUAAACAUAUGCGUGUUUUAUUUAUUACUAUUUUGUCUGAAAGUUUAUGAAGUAUGAAAGUUUUUUUUUCUUUUUUUUUUUUUACAUUGUUUUGUAUGUUUUUGAAGUUUUGUUUUGUUUCCUAAAGUGGGAAAGGAAGGAAGGAAACAAAAACAAAGAAGAGAAAUGUAGCGUGUCCAAGUUUACAAAUGUUUCAGGGAUGGUUUGCAUUUUUACCGAAGUUCCGUGGAGUUUGUUGUAGCCACGCUUCUCAUUUCAAGCAUGCUUAAACAUCAACCAUCGUAACGCUUUGUUUUGCC